This is a messenger RNA of Mollisia scopiformis, 2418 nucleotides long. RefSeq lists its product as uncharacterized. Gene Ontology annotation, cellular component: membrane. The coding region runs from base 109 to 2283 and encodes 724 amino acids. Gene Ontology annotation, biological process: transmembrane transport; metal ion transport. Lineage: Eukaryota; Fungi; Ascomycota; Leotiomycetes; Helotiales; Mollisiaceae. The transcript is spliced from 3 exons. The record is from RefSeq and is a predicted model, not a curated record. Gene Ontology annotation, molecular function: metal ion transmembrane transporter activity.
GAGUUGUUGUAUGCUCGUGAUCCAGUGAACGAAAGGAAACCGAAGCUCACCAUCCUCCCGAAUGACAAGGCUUCAGACUUCCGCUGGAUACAUCUACCAGCGAAUAACAUGGCCUGGAUUGAAGCGCUCUUAACGAAAUUGUUCAUCGAAGAAGGAGCUAGUGAUGUAGAAGGUUUCAAAGCCUUAGAGCGAUCAUUCAGUCACCAACAUCGAGGACAGCAAUCUCACUCACAUUUCAUGAGACCACUUUGUCAAAGCACGACUCGAGCUCCACGCAUUCCGAAAACGCUUGAUGAAUCGGGUGACAGCUCAAAUGAACAAGGUCCACCAACGAUUGUUAUCAACGGUCCGAAUGCUGCACCGAGAACACCAAAUCGCAAUCCUACACGCCAGGACAGUUAUGACUGGUCCAAAACCUCUCCUGGCCAUAGCGGAAAGGAGAACAAGACCGACAGAAAUGAAAGAGGUAAGAAGGACAAGGCGUAUGUGAAAGGCAACAAGUCACCCAAAGGGAGCGACACCCCUAAAUUUGAAUCUUUACGAAAAUCCAAUGGUCCGGAUAGCCCUCGGCCAGGCUCUGCUGCACGAAAGGAGAUUACCCAACAAAAAGGCAAUGUCUUUACCUACAUGCCUUAUCUGCAUUUUGAGACUACUCGACGCCGACAGGAAAUGCAAGAAGCUAUCAAACGAGCUGAGACUAUGAAGUUACCCCUGUGCCGACUUGGUAAAGCUCAGACAUACGAUGAAAUGCUCAUUAGAGCACAUCUCAACACAUCCACGGUCUCGCUACAUGUUCGUCGCACAUUGGAUCAAUCGUUCUACCACAAUAUUGAUACAUCAAGUCGAGAUACAGAUCAAGUUGUCUACCGAUAUCAAGUUAGAACACAAGGCGAGGCAGAGGACGUCGAUCCGAAAGUCGUAAUGGUGGACCAAUUGUGGAUGUGGGUUCUGGGCAAAGAUCUCAUUGUCACUGCAUUUCCGCAGAGAUGGCAGCAACCGAAGAACGAUCCAUUGAAUGUACUUGAUAGUGUCAUUGAAGACAUCAACAGCAAAACCCGGGAUCCAGUAAAAUCUGUCUAUGACCUGGCUAUGGUCAUCACAAAUCGCUGUACAGGUGUUUUUGACAGACACCGAAUGGGAGACGAGGACUAUCAAUUCCUCGACAUGUUCGAAUCCAGCAUUGGAAAUGCAACAGAUCGCGAAACGGUCUUGUUCAAGGAAUUCAACGCAGCUUCAGCACAAGCCUCACAAUGGCUAUCUCAUCAUCGACGAUGGCAUAGAUCUUCAAAGUUAUUACAUUAUGACCCCGACGCUAUAGCGAAAGAUCGCGAAAAUGCUGAAGAGCAAUUUGAUGCCGAAGAGCUUCAGCGUCGUCCUUUUUUUGUCGACAGACUCCUGGAUAUUGGACAAGAAACGGAUCUCUUAGCAGAAACAAAGGAUAUUCGAGAUGAGUUAAACAUGAUUGCCAAAGUUCUCGAAGAUCAGGAACACGUGUUGGUCAAUCUACGGGAUGCGAUUCUCGAGAUCUAUUAUGACGAGCAGAAAAGUCAACAGGAUGUCAAGAAACGCUUCAGAGACCAACUCAAAACAAUCGAGAUCCACCUAAAAGACAUCGAUCGAAUGGAUCGACAGGCAGAACGAAUCUACAAGUCUAUCACAGACAUGCUGGAUCUCAAACAAAAACACGCCAAUGUUUUUGAAGCACGCUUUGCAAGGGAUCAAGCUGCCGUUGGUGCACGGCAGAGUCAGACCAUUAUGGUAUUCACAAUUGUGACAAUUAUUUUCCUCCCUUUGAGUUUUAUUGCUGCCUUCUUCGCAAUAAAUAUCCAAGAGUUUCCAAGGAACGACCAAGGCCCGAGUCUACCACUGGGAUACGUCAGCAAAUAUCUCUUUGGUAUCGGCCUCGCUGUCAGCAUCCCACUCAUUGUUCUUGCUUUGAGGCUGGACGAUAUCGUGGAAGCAUGGAGAUAUUUUAGGAAGUGGAGAGCUAUGAGCGCACUGAAGAAGCGAUUGGGAAAAGAUGGACUUUCGAAUGGCGAUAAGCCAUUGGCUAGCAUCGAUGUCUUGAGGAUCGAACAGACGCUAAGCCUGGCCAAAAGUCUUGAGACUGAGUGGAUAAGAGAGAGACUUAGCAUGAACAGUCGAAGGCCUGGCACUGCUCAAACAAGAGAAGAGAGAGAAAGGGAGCAGCAGAGAGAAAAGGCUACAGGGUUCAGAAUGAGAGUCAGCCAAGAUAUUGAGAGGGGGGAGAUCUCGAGGACUCAGCACUUGGGAAAAGCUUAACGUAAAAAUAUGGUACGGUAUGAAGAUACCCGUUACGGCAUUGUUUUGAUUAUGACUAUCAUGAUGUUAUGACUUGUAAAAUAGGCGACUUGAACCUAGUACUUAUAGUAAUGAGAAUAGCAUAGCACGACAUAU